CGGCGCCGGGCGCGGGGGACACGGGAAGCAGGUACCGCGGGCGGCCCUGCCAGCCACCUCCCGGCCCGAGCUGCGGCGCCGAGCGGCGUUCAGGAGGCAUCCGGCGGCGGAGGGCUCCGCGCAUCCAUCGGCGGGCCCGCGCCCCCGCGGGAGGGACGGGGCGCGGCGGAGGGGCCGCCCGGAGCGCGGAGCCCGCGGGAGCGGCGGGAGCGGAGCCGGAGGGAGCGGAGCGCGGGGCUCGGCGCUGCCCGGCCGGCCGAGCAUGCACUGAGCGGCCCCGGGCUCGGAGCCGCCCCGCUGCAUGGUGUGGGGAGACACGGUCGCGAUAAUAAAUGAUAGAGGAUACAAUGACUUUGCUGUCUCUGCUGGGUCGGAUCAUGCGUUACUUCUUGCUUAGACCGGAGACCCUGUUCUUGCUGUGCAUCAGCCUGGCCCUGUGGAGUUAUUUCUUCCACACGGAUGAGGUGAAAACCAUUGUUAAGUCCAGCAGGGAUGCGGUGAAGAUGGUGAAGGGCAAGGUGGCCGAGAUCAUGCAGAAUGACAGGCUCGGGGGUUUAGACGUGCUGGACGCUGAGUUCUCCAAGACCUGGGAGUUCAAGAGCCACAACGUGGCUGUCUACUCCAUCCAAGGCCGGAGGGAUCACAUGGAGGACAGGUUCGAAGUAAUCACUGACCUGGUGAACAAGACUCACCCCUCCAUCUUCGGGAUAUUUGAUGGGCACGGAGGAGAGUCAGCAGCAGAGUACGUGAAGUCCCGGCUGCCCGAAGUGCUCAAACAGCAUCUCCAAGACUAUGAGAAGGACAAGGAGAACAGUGUCCUGUCCUACCAGACCAUCCUGGAGCAGCAGAUCCUAUCCAUCGACAGGGAAAUGCUGGAGAAGCUGACUGUGACCUAUGAUGAAGCAGGCACCACGUGUCUGAUCGCGCUGCUGUCCGACAAGGAGCUGACCGUGGCCAACGUGGGCGACUCCCGGGGCGUCCUGUGUGACAAGGACGGCAACGCCAUCCCCCUGUCCCACGACCACAAGCCCUACCAGCUGAAGGAGAGGAAGAGGAUUAAGAGAGCUGGUGGAUUCAUCAGCUUCAACGGCUCGUGGCGCGUGCAGGGCAUCCUGGCCAUGUCGCGCUCACUGGGCGAUUACCCCCUGAAGAACCUGAACGUUGUGAUCCCUGACCCCGACAUCCUGAGCUUUGACCUGGACAAACUGCAGCCAGAGUUCAUGAUCCUGGCCUCGGAUGGGCUGUGGGAUGCCUUCAGCAACGAGGAGGCCGUGCGGUUCAUCAAGGAGCGCCUGGACGAGCCGCACUUCGGGGCCAAGAGCAUCGUGCUGCAGUCCUUCUACAGGGGCUGCCCCGACAACAUCACAGUCAUGGUGGUGAAGUUCAGGAAUAGCAGCAAAGCAGAGGAACAGCUGUGAGGGAGCCCCGGGCUCGCUCCGGACUCGGAACAGACUCGCACAUUUUAACCACAGUAGGAAGCUCUACAACGCCGUUCGGGUUCUCCGGGAGGAGCGGAGCCCUUGGGGCUCUGCUCUUGGCUUGACAAAGGAGCAAUACAACAAAUCCAUGCUGAGCGACAACAAGAAUCCAGUUUGUCCCCGUGUCCCUGCCUCCUGUGCCCUUGCUGCUCCUUAGGAACCGACUGGAACCUCCCGUUUCUCACUUUUCUUUAUGAAUCCUGUGUAGAUUUUGGUUUGAUUCCUCCCUUCCCGUGUGCCAGCCCAAGGCGGGCGCGGGGGCACGGCAGGGUCAGGGCGGUGCUGCUGCUUUCCCCUCGUGGGUGUCACUGCUCAGAAGCUGCUCUCAUGUUCCUCAUCUCUGUGACCUGCAGUGAUCAGGGUGGAUAGGAGAAGGGUUUGUGGUCUGAAGGAGGAAGAGGAGCCAACUUUCAGCCUGCUGCCACUGCUGGCUCUCGCUUUGUUUAACCUCCCCCCGAAAUAAACCCUGCCAAGCAUGUGAGUAGGUAGAGCUCCUGAAUUACCACGUUUAUUCAGGCUGUGCAUUACUCUAGAACAGUUCUUCUAGGCCAUAUUGUAUCCAAACCAACUAAUGGUGAACUUCAGCAAAAUCCCGGGAGUUCUGAACCUCCUGGAUCAGAAGAGAGCUCAGUUGUGGUAGCAGAAUGUCUGUCAUUCACCGAGAAUCACCCUGACCUUAUUUCUGUGGCACGGACUUGGAAAGUGAUGCAAGAGAAAAAGAAUUCCAUGAGUGACUGUUGGGAAGCUCAUCCAAGCAGGGCGUUCCUCAGAGCUGGAAGUCAAGCCUGUGAAAGACUUCCUUGUACCACUGCAGAUGGAUUUGUGGUGUUAAUCCCGGGGCAGACCCCUCUGGAGCCAGGUUUGGGGAUGACAUGCAAAUGCCAGGCAGCAUCAGUGCACUGUAGAGACGAAAGGUUGUGUUAAAUCUAGGUUUUAAAAGUAUGUUUAGGUCUAACCUUCAGUAUUUAAUUGUAUUUUGGAAUCUGUGAAUGCUGUAAGUUGGAAUAAGGACAGGCUGAGUGUGCUGCACCUCUGGUAGCAGCUGUGUCAUGGCAGAGGGACAGGACAGGCAGGAUUUUGGAUGGCUCGUUUAUCCUCAUCCUGCCUUACAAAAAUCCUUGGGAUCUCCCCCAAAAUGUGGUCCUGGGCAAUCUGCUUAAGCCUUCAGGGUGAUGGAGGCUGCCCGUGUCUGAGUCUGGAGGUGGGUCAGGGAUGUGAUGGAUUCCCUGGCAUUGCCUGUUCCUUGGGAAAGUACAGUAUUCCUCAUUUACCAGCACUCUCCUGCAGGGCUUUGGGUGAGGCUGAGCUGUGCUGGGGAGGUGCUGAGGGGGUCAGGGUCUCUCAAGGCAAAAAUCAAAGAGCACAAAUUCCUGCUCGAGAAGGAAUCCCCAUCUUUGUCUGUUCAGUUUUGUCCCUAGGUCACCUCUCCGUCAACAAACUUCCCUCCUUUAAUUUGUUUGGGGAUAAUCACAGCCCUUAAUUGGAAUUCCCGGUGCUGUGCAAAAUGUGCCUGCAUCCCGUGGCAGCCUCUGCUCAUCCUGAGCUCCGGAGAGAGCCCCUGAGAAGUGUCCAGCAUGCUCUGGAGCAGCAGGCAGCCAGCCUGCAGUGCUCCUCUCCCAGAGGAUGGGAGGUUCCUGCCGUUCUUAGUCCUUUGCACUCAGUGGAUGUGCAGCGCAGCCCGGCAGCUCCAUGGAGCAGCUACCGGGAAAUGGCAAUAAUUGCGGAGCGCUUCAGUCCUUUCCGUGUGAAAAGGCACCUGAGGGCAGGGCGCUGCCAAGUGCAGCCCUGGAGCGUGAAUUCCAUGCGAGUGCUGGAUGCUGGGCUGGGAAUGGCACAGCAGCUGUGGUGGAGCUGUGCUCCAGCUCGGUGCGUAGAGUUUGCCUUCCCUGUCUCCUUCGCUGGAGAUGUUCCCCUUGUGCCUUUCCUUUGGGGGGCACAGCCCGGGUACAGCUGCCCUGGGAAAAAGGGAAUUCCACCCACAGCUCUGUGUAGCAGGGGCAUCCCCACUCAUCCAUCACAGGCUCUGGAGAAGCUGGAAUGAUGGUCAUUCCCAGAAAAAUGGGAAUUCCCAGUAUAGAUCGACAGCACUGGAAUGAGAGCUCCUGGCUGCACGGAGCAUCCCAAGGUCAGUGAGCAUUCCUGAGGGAUCCAUGACCUCUGGAGCACGGCUCGCUGGCUGUCCCUCCAGCACUGGGAUAGCCAGGAGAAUGAGCUGGCAGGAAUUCCCAGCCGGGAGAAAGCAGAGGGAGAGCAGCUCACGAUGGAAGGGAGCCACGCUCACAGGAUUGAGGCAAACACGGCAGGGCAGGGCAGGGCAGGGCAGGGCAGGGCAGAAGUGGUUUGCAGCCUGGCCUGGAGCAUUCCAGGACCAUUCCCUGUCACUCCCAGCCCCUCCAGGCAGCUCCCAGUCAGCCCUGUUCAACCUCCAAGUGGCUGCAGCUGCAGCAGGAGCUGGUUUAGCACCUUCAGCUGCCUCUCCCCGGCAGCGCUGUCCUGGCCAAAGCUAUCCACGCCAACGAUCUCUGCUUAACCUGGGGAUUUUUGCUUUGAUUGCUUUAAAAAAGAGUUUCAGCUGCUUCGGGUUUAAAGAGGAAGGACUGAUGGAGGUGAGAGGCUCCGUGUGGUCUCCCACAUCCAUGUGCAGUGCCUACCUGUGCUCCCUGCUGGAAGGUUGGAAGUUUUUUCAUCCCAAUCAAGGCAUUUACAACUUUCCAGUCGUGCUGAUUUGUGCCAAACUCUGUCGUGACACAGCUGGGGGCUGACAAGAUGAAUCCAUGUCCAUAUUGCUUAUGCAACCUGACCAAUCCAGGGUUCUCCCGCUGCCUUAACGCUCCAUCCUCCAUCUGGAAAGGGUUGCCAGGUGCCGGAGCCGGGAAUCCCCCGCUGGCUGUGGCAGAAGGGCUCCGGCACUCCGGCCUUCCUGCUGCUUUCCUGCCCGGGCUCCUCUCCAGAAACAGGGAGCUGCCUUUGGGUGGGAGCGGCUGGCACAGCUGGGAGCUCCUCCUGCCUGCUCAUCCAGGGAAGUUUUGUGCCUGGAUCCCCUCGGGGACAUCUGUUCCCCCGGCGGGAGCCUCGGGGCACGGAACUGAUGUGUGGAGUCGCUGCCAAAGAGCAUCUUCCGUAUGGUCCAACAUGACAAAAUGUACCUUGAAUCUCUCAGCCGAGCCAGCGCUCCGGGAAUUCGGGCUGUUCCCAGGGAUAUCCGAGCUCCCAGGUCACUCACGUGGGGGAUUUUAAUGAUUCUCUCAGCCUGGAGCACGGAUUGCCGUGGAGUUCAUUCCUCUGCACUCUGAUCGUUCCUAGAAUUCCUGGCAGGGCUGUGCCUUUCCCAGCCUGUCCCUUGGAGCUGGGGACAGCCGGGUUGGUGGCACCGUGGCUCCUUCUAGUGGCCUGAGCCUGCCCCGAGCACGGAUCCAGCAGCAUUCCCCCAAAUCCCACAGCAGCUCCGGGGAUAAAUGAUUUCAGCUCCCAGGACUCAGCCGGCUGCUGCUGUUGUCGCAGGGUUAAACCAUUCACAGAGGUGAAAUUAAAAUAUCGGGACGAUUUUAGACUCCAGAAGUCAGAAUUAAAGUGCUGCAUCAGCUUGAGCAGUGUUGGCUGCAGAAACACCAACACCACAGUGUAAAAAACAAAAAAAAAAAGGAAUUUUGUGUCUCAGGAUAUAUGACAGCCCUGCUUUAAAUAAUAUGGAUUAUUGCUAAUGUAGCUGAUACUUGUUUUACACAGAAAAGCAUUUAAUAAGUGAUUAUACCACAGAAAAAAACACCUCACCAGCCUUUCAUCACCCAAAGUAGGAUUUUAGGCCCCUGUACAAAAUUCCAGGUUUCCUGAGAAUGUUCUGCUGGAAUUUGGCCCCUGCAGAGCCCAGAGCUGCUGCUGGCCCUUGGUGUGCCCAAGAUAUUCAUAAACAGCCUUUCUAAAGCUGAGGACUCCCAGCAUAAAGCGAUCUGUACAGUUAAUGAUGAGCUGGAGUUCCAUUGCUUUUAUUUUUCACGCUGACUGGACGAGGCUUUAGGGGAGCAGGUGUUUUAUAAAAAUGGUUUUUCCUUAGGUAACUUAAAAUUCCAGGGAUCAGCUGUGUCCAGUGCUGGAGGAUAAUCUGGGUGCCCCGGUAAGCAAAACCUGGUGGAUGCAGCUGAAGCCUCAAACAGAGGUUUGAGGGCAAUUCUUGAGGGAAGACUUCAUGGAUUUCAUGGAUUAGGGCAGCUCCUGUGUCUGCUGUGCUCAGUCCUAAGUUGGAAUGAGGUGGUUUUGAAGGUCCCUUCCAACCCAAACGAGUCUGGGAUUCUGGGAAUUAUCUGAGCAACAGGGAACUCCAGCACUUUUUUCCCUGAAUAUUUAAUGGCCAAUCCUGCAUUUUUUUGAAGCCUGUGGACUUGGAUCAGUACUUCCAUGGACACAGGCAGCCUCUCCCUUUUCCAGCCUGCUCUGUCACCAACCAUCCACAAAUGUGAGGCAAAAUUUCGGGAAAUAUCCCAAACAUCCCGGUUAUAACUGACCACAGGGAAUGCUGCCCCUACGUAUCCUGCAUGGUUUAUUGGAAUUUGUUUGUUCCAGAGUGCACACAAAGCAUUGCAGCAUUUUGACUCCUCUGAAAUAACAUCCAGACUGGGAAUUUCACACUGGAACCCACUUUUGCUCCCCACCCAACAGCAAUUUCCAAACACCUUUGCCCAAUGAAUUACUAUUAUUAUUAUUAUUAUUAUUAUUAUUAUUAUUAUUAGGCUUUUCAGGUCAGAAAACCCCACAGUUUUCCUAUCAAAAUCACAAAUAUUUGGAAUUCUGAUUUAAUACAGCUGCAUGAGAAAGAAAACUUCGGAUUUGGGAAACUUUUACCCUAUGUUUUACACACUUUGGUUUUAGUACAAUAUUCUAGGCAGAUGCAAUAAAAUUUGGCCCCCCCCCCGAUUUCAAUGCCCAGAUUAUUUCAUGCUUUUAAGGUUUUUCACCUUUUGCCUGGCUGCUCACACUAAAAACUUCCCUGAGAGUGGCUUUGAGCAGAAACAGGAGCUCCGUUAGGAAUUUUACAGCCUUUUAAGCAAUAAUAAGGACAGAAUCAAAUACAAACCAGAUUUGGAAAUGAGGGUUUUUUAGGAAAACCAGGAGCAGGAUGGAUCUUUUUCCAAUGUUGGUGUCACUGUAGGUGACAGUUAAUUUCAGGUGGCACAAAGAGAUCACUGUGUGUAAACCCAAGCCUUGUAACCUGUGAGAGUGUCAGCAUUUGGGGCACAAACCCCCAAAUUCCUGCAGGUGACAGGAGAAUUUCUGGCCAUCCUCACCUCCCCAUAACUCUCAUUCCUCCCUCACCCCGAGCACUCUCUGCUUUAUCCGUUUUCUGAAGGCAGCAGAGUCAUAAUUCCAUUCUUUUUUUGGAAAAAGCAAUACAAACUGUGCUGUAGGAUCAGUGUUCUUGUGGCAAAUAAUUUAUUUCUAAGCAUUUCACAUGGCAGGCUCAGAGAAAGACUGAGGGGUUUGGGGUUUAAGGUGUGUAAGCAAUCACAGAACAAGGCAGUUCUCCCAGGAUCUGCUCAGAGAACAAUCAAAUCCCAGCUCCUAAACCCACGGCACAGCUGGAAUUUUACCUGGAUCUAGGAAUACAAGAGCAUCGUUCCCUCAGUUAUGCAAUACUGUAUUUUCCAAAAAAAAAAAAAAAAAAGCCUUUAUUUUUUAAAAGCUUUGACCUCCUUACCAUCCAUCCUUAGAACACUGACAUCUGCAAAUCCUUGUCUGGAGAGUGUUGUCCCCAAGACCUUUUAUCCCUAAAAAACACAACCCCAUCCCCAAAUUCCACCCAAACCCCGCGUGCAGUUGUUGAGCAGAGCAAAACCCAGCACUGCCCAUGAAGCCCAGCGUGCUGGAGGCACUGGGGACACCUCAGCCGUGCUCCUGGAGGUCUGGGCAGCCCUCGUGCUUUGUCUCUAAGAGACAAUGGGGCUGUGGGAUCGUGCCAGCCAAGCAGGAAUCCCUGGGAGCGUGGCCAGGAUGUCUCCGUAGUCUCUUCCCCGUGUAGUGGAUGUGUCCAGGUUAAUUAUGUUCAUGCAAUUGCAAAUUCUGUAUCGUUGUCCAUUAGAAGUGUAAACUACUGAAAACUGGGCCUUGCUGAUAUGAAUAAAGUGAUUAAAAACCGGUCUUUACACACA
Corvus hawaiiensis (hawaiian crow) is the source of this 7618-nucleotide messenger RNA. RefSeq names its product protein phosphatase, Mg2+/Mn2+ dependent 1L (gene PPM1L). The transcript has 4 exons. Gene Ontology annotation, molecular function: cation binding; protein serine/threonine phosphatase activity. The record is from RefSeq and is a predicted model, not a curated record. Gene Ontology annotation, biological process: protein dephosphorylation. The coding region runs from base 333 to 1418 and encodes 361 amino acids. Lineage: Eukaryota; Metazoa; Chordata; Aves; Passeriformes; Corvidae.